AUGACGAAAUCUGCUGAAGGAUCUUAUGAUUUUAAUGGAAGAACAUUUUCCACUUUAACUGUCAACAGUAAAACCAUACAUGAAGUGAAAGCAGACGACACUCGAGAAUUCUUGUCCAAGUACGACACUGUCAUGCUCGACUGUGAUGGCGUGUUGUGGGAGACGGACCAUGUCACCCCGAUUCCAGGAAUACCCCAGGCUAUGAGCGUCCUCCGAGAAACAGGAAAGCAGGUUCUGUUCGUUACAAACAACAGUAUUCCAGGGAGAAACUUCCUUGUUGACAAAUUUCAGAGGUAUGGUUUCAAGGGUUCUUUUGAAGAAAUCUUCACAGUGUCUUACGCAGCUGCAGUAUACUUGAAAAACGUUGCAAAAAUUCAGGGAUCCGUCUAUGCCAUGGGCACACCUGGCAUGGAGAUGGAGCUGAAGGAAUUAGGUCUGAAGUACCACGGCUUUGGACAAGAGACCGAUAAGCCAACACGUGACAAUGAUGAGCUUCUCGCCAUGACGUUUCACGAUGACGUUGAUGCAGUGCUUGUUGGAUUUGAUGAAUACUUUGACUAUAUCAAGAUGUACAAAGCAGCAAGCUACCUCACGAAAGAGUCCUGUCUUUAUGUUGCAACUAAUAAGCUCGAAGGUGGCGUUAUGAUUGGCCCCAAUAGGAGACAGCCAAUCACAGCAGCGAUGGUUCAAGCGGUAUCGGUUGCUGCCAAGAGGGAGCCAACACUUGUAGGCAAACCUGAUACACACAUGUACCAGUGUAUACAGGCCAUGUAUCCUAACAUUGAUAAGUCGAGAACACUCAUGGUUGGGGACAGCGUGAAGGCAGAUAUUGGGUUUGCCAAGGAGAUUGGUGUGGAUUCCGCUCUUGUGCUGUCAGGAGGAUCCAGCUUGGCAUCAGUUCAGGACAAUCCUGGUCUGGAGCCUGACUUCCUUCUCCAGUCACUGGCUGUUCUGGGUUCCAGUUAACCUUGAGGAGGGUGUGAAUUUUAUUAACAAAGACUUAUUUAGGCAGUGAUAAAAGGUGUGCUUCUGAUCAACCUCUGUCAAUACUUCUUGUAUUUUAUCAAUGCAUGGAGGUGUAGGAUGGGAAUUAUUCAGCGUGUUGUGAUUCGGCUGUCAUGAAAUAGUACCUUAACUUUUAUGAAACACAUUAUACAGGAGUAAAUCCUGCUGCAUCAGGCAACAAACACCUAAUUUUAUGCAAAUUGUUUGUGACAGGUUCUACUAGAAGAGCAGGGCCCCGUUCUUCAAAGGAUCAUAGUGCUAAGAUGAUCGUAACUCCCAUACUUUAACAUAGACUUAUGACUAUCGUAGCGCUACGAUCGCUCUGAGGAACUGGGCCCAGGACAUGCUUUUCCUUUACGCAGAUCCAUUCACUCAGUGAUAAAAGGUGCACUUCUGAUCUAUCUCCAUCAAUAUUUCUUAUAAAUUUUUGAUACAUGGUGCUGUAGGAUUGACAAAUAAUCAUCAGAAUAUUCAGGGCGUUGUGAUUCAGCUGUCAUCAAAUAGUACCAUACUCUUUAUGAAAUGUGUUUUAGAUGCGAUUAGAUCUUGCAGUACUGUUGUUCAGCAUCAGACACUUAAUUCUAUACAACUUGUGUGAUUGAUGGGUACUACUAAUAGAGCAGGACAUUCUUUUCCUGUCUGUGGACCCCUGUAGGCAUCUCUCACUGACGAAAGGUGUGCUUCUGCUUCCCAAUGCAUGGUGGUGUAGGACUGACAAGUAGUCAUCAGCGUUAUUCAGGGUGUUGUGAUUCAGCUGUCAUGAAAUAGUACAUUACCUUUUAUGAGUGAGUGAGUUUAGUUUUACACCGCUUUUAGCAAUAUUCCAGCAAUAUCAGGGCAGGGCACACCAGAAAUGGGCUUCACACAUUGUACCCAUGUGGGGAAUCAAACCCUGAUCUUCAGCGUGAUGAGCGAACACUUUAGGCACUAGGCUACCCCACCACCCCUCCUUUUAUGAAAUACAUUUUACAAUAAAUACUUCUGUUUGGCAUCAGGCAAGAAACACCUAUUUUUUUAUGCAAGCGGUGUGAGUGAUGGGUACUACUGGCAGGCAGGACAUGUUUUUUACCUUUCUGUGGAUCCCAGGAAUCAUUACUCAGUGAUCUAUUUAUAGAAUUUCCUGCCAUAUUUUGACUUUUAUACCCAAUGGAUUAUUUUUUAUCUGAUAAUCGAGAUUGAUUAUUCUCUAGUAUUUAAUGUUUAUCUAAUGGGGAUGGUAUUUAUGUAACUUUUUUCAAUUCUACAGGUUUAUAUUGACUUUUUGAUGACAGACAUCAAAGUUGUUAUAUGCAUUUAAUUAUUUUUGAUUGGUGUAAUGUUGUGUUUUUGAUUUGCGAAAAUCAACUAAGGCCAGAUGAGUUUAGUUUUUAGCUUGAUGGAGUUCCUAACAACAAGGGGAACAGAACAAGACUUUGUUAUGUUAACAAAAUACCUGAAAAGGUAUUAUCUUCAGGUGAAAUCCUUGCAGACCAGUGAAGAUCCGGGUUAGAAUUGAUUUUCAGCAACCCAUGCUUGUCGUAAGAGGCGAUGGGUGGUCAUGCUCGCUGACUUGGUUGACA
Molecule: messenger RNA, 2564 nt
Organism: Haliotis rubra (blacklip abalone)
Lineage: Eukaryota; Metazoa; Mollusca; Gastropoda; Lepetellida; Haliotidae
Product: glycerol-3-phosphate phosphatase-like
Exons: 2
Coding region: 1-966 (321 amino acids)
Cellular component (GO): cytoplasm
Molecular function (GO): phosphatase activity
Source: RefSeq, a predicted model, not a curated record